AUGCAAAGUUUUGCUCACACAAUUACCUUUUAUCCAAAUGCUCAGCGGACAAGUGAAGGGCGGAGCUGUGGCAGAAGAGGUGGCGCGACGGAGCAGAAGGGGCGGCGCGACGGAGUAGGAGAAGAUGGUGCGGCGCGGCGGGCGGAGAAGAGUUUUGGUGAUGAGCUUGUGGCGACGCUGGACCAGCUGCUGCUGCCCUCAUGCGCCGUCGCCGUGGGAGGACCUCAUUGGCGCUGCGAAGGGGGCACAACUCAGGUUGGGUACGCCGUCGGCCAUCGUCGGCGGCGAGCACGCUCCACUGUGACAUGUCCGCCACAGCCAGUCCUCUCCCGCCUCCCCCAACAUUGCAGUCCGUGUCUUGUCCAACGCAAAUCAAUGGAGCUGCCGACCCAGAUUGUUGUUGGCUGCUAUAAGAAGGGAGGGUCCUCGGCUCGAAUCUCCAUCAGGUUAGUUUUGGACGAAGCAUCCAAUGUCGACACCGAGUUCGCCGCAGGAAGAAGCGCCGAUUUCGCCGCAGGAAGAAGCGCCGAUUUCGCCAGAGGUAGAAGAAGCGCCGAGUUCGGCGAAGGUAGAAGAACAGCCGUCGAGCUGUCCAAUGUCGCCUGCGUCGGCUAUAGCAGAAGACCUUAAGAUCAGCGAUGAACAUACGUCGAGCCGUCCAAUAUUUCCUGUGGCACCAACACCAGAG
Molecule: messenger RNA, 688 nt
Organism: Triticum dicoccoides
Lineage: Eukaryota; Viridiplantae; Streptophyta; Magnoliopsida; Poales; Poaceae
Exons: 4
Coding region: 1-630 (209 amino acids)
Source: RefSeq, a predicted model, not a curated record